CAUAAAUAAAGCCAGAAGCCCGGGAGAGAUAUCUAAUAACCUCCUACAAGCACCUUAGUAUUAGUUUAUAACUUGCAAUCUCAACACUCAAAAUGUAUUCCAUCAGAAUCCAUGUCAUUCUGUUCGUAGUUUUCCUUGGAACAGCCCUUACAUCACCCAUUGCGAGCCCACAAAUCCCGAAUAUCACUCCACAGUCAACAGAUACAACAGCCAUGGCUCAAGCUGCCGCUCUUCAAGCUUCACAAGAAGCGGCCGUCAGCCCUGGCUCAAGUAGUCUGAUCAAUGGACUCCUUGCCUCCGUUUUCAUGGCCCCAGCAGUCAACAUGAAAGUCUCCGCUCUCACCAACAUUCUCACACUUUUCGAGCAAGGCAUAGCCAAAACACUUGGAGUUGACACCACCGCUUCAUCUACAACAUGCGCUCAAAUGAUGGUGAUUUUUGCCAGAGGAACAACAGAGCCAGGAAAUGUUGGCCUGUUCUCUGGACCGCCAUUCUUCGAUGCGUUGGAGGCUACAAUGGGUGCGGGUGCUGUGAGUGUACAAGGUGUGGAGUAUAGUGCUAACAUUGAGGGGUUCUUGCAAGGUGGUGAUCCAGCCGGUAGUGCUACUAUGGCAAGGAUGAUCGAGACUACUACACAGAACUGUCCAAAUGCAAAGAUUGUAAUGUCAGGCUAUUCCCAGGGUGGACAACUUGUACACAACGCUGCUGCGAUGCUACCUGUGACAACUAUGGCAAAAGUCAGUUCCGUGGUCAUCUUCGGCGACCCAAAUAAUGGUAAACCCAUUGCCAAUGUCGAUCCUGCGAAUGCCAUAGUUAUCUGCCAUGGAGUGGACAAUAUCUGUGAUGGUGGAGACUUGAUUUUGGUCGAGCAUUUGACAUAUUCCAGGGAUGCUGGUCAGGCUGCAGAAUUUGCUGCUGAUCGGGCGAGGGCAUGAUGGAAUUUUUGUUAGCAGAUGAAUAUUGGAGGGACAGGAUUUCCAGGAAGGAAACAGGAGGCGGAUGUACCAGUAGCUUGCAGUGUCAAUAGCGCUGGAGUUGGGCAAGCAAUGUGGCGAUUUAGCGUGCUUUAUUAUUUUAUAUGCAAUCAUGAAUCACGAGUUAAACGG
Messenger RNA from Cadophora gregata, 1106 nucleotides. RefSeq lists its product as uncharacterized. Gene Ontology annotation, cellular component: extracellular region. Lineage: Eukaryota; Fungi; Ascomycota; Leotiomycetes; Helotiales; Ploettnerulaceae. The transcript is spliced from 3 exons. The record is from RefSeq and is a predicted model, not a curated record. Gene Ontology annotation, molecular function: cutinase activity. Gene Ontology annotation, biological process: carbohydrate catabolic process. Bases 93 to 935 code for a protein of 280 amino acids.